AUGAUGUCUAGGGCUUUCAUAUUGCCGGAGGGGAUAGGGCAAGUUAGGUUUCGAUACACGUGUGACGAGGCCAUAGAGUUUUUUGACAAGAGAAGAGAACUCAUAACCAAUGGAGCAAACCAUGCCCGGCAGGUUUUGCUUGAGGUGAAAACGGAGUUAGAUCCGUUAGGAGACAGAAGCAAGACAGUGCUGUUUGAUGGGUGCAGGCUUGCAAAUCAGUUUCAAGCAUUGGAAGCAGAGGAGGGAUGGACCAAUGAAGAUAAAUGGAAAGUGAUAAGUCAAUGUGGAUGGAAGCAGCAUGCCCAACAGCUUAGGCAUGGGUGA
Messenger RNA from Prunus armeniaca (apricot), 324 nucleotides. NCBI's taxonomy places the organism in Eukaryota, Viridiplantae, Streptophyta, Magnoliopsida, Rosales, Rosaceae. The record is from the annotation of a GenBank genome assembly.